AUGGUCAUUACUUCAAGUCUGAACGCUGCCCUCAUCCCUGAUGAGAAGAUGGGGUUAACUCAAGUCUAUGUCUCCUGCCACAACUAUAGACAAACCCUCGUAUGCCUCAUUCUCUUUGCUAUUGUAUUCACGGCCAAAGCAAGAGCAAUUUCUUCCGAUCGUAUAGAAGCUGCCCAGAAGUACACGAAAAAGUGGGAACCAAUGGUGAUGGCAAAACCUCAGAUAGGGUCUAGACCUCCCAAGUGUGAAAAAAGAUGCAGUACUUGUGAACAUUGUGAAGCAGUUCAAGUGCCGGUCGUACCUCAACUUCAAAGUCAUAGAAGUCAUUAUUUAUCAGCUAAAGCAACCAUAGUUGUUACUUACUCAUCAAGAGGUGAUGACCUUUCAAAUUACAAACCAAUGUGUUGGAAAUGCAAGUGUGGGGAUUACCUUUACAAUCCAUGA
This is a messenger RNA of Sphenostylis stenocarpa, 444 nucleotides long. Lineage: Eukaryota; Viridiplantae; Streptophyta; Magnoliopsida; Fabales; Fabaceae. The record is from the annotation of a GenBank genome assembly.